Zootoca vivipara (common lizard) is the source of this 1824-nucleotide messenger RNA. It is a transcript of the gene TNFSF12, whose product is annotated as TNF superfamily member 12. The record is from RefSeq and is a predicted model, not a curated record. Gene Ontology annotation, molecular function: tumor necrosis factor receptor binding; receptor ligand activity. Gene Ontology annotation, cellular component: membrane. NCBI's taxonomy places the organism in Eukaryota, Metazoa, Chordata, Lepidosauria, Squamata, Lacertidae. Gene Ontology annotation, biological process: immune response; extrinsic apoptotic signaling pathway.
CAGCAGCCGCCACUCGCCGCCGCCGGCCUCGUCCGCCCGCUCCUGCCCCGGCCAUGGGGAGGCGCCGCCGGGCCCGGGAGCCUCCCGCCCGCCUGGUGCUGCUGGCGCUGGCGCUGGCCUCCGGCUCGGCGUUGCUGCUGGCCUCGCUCAGCCUCCUGCUGGCCGCCUGGCCCCGAUCCAGCGCCCGCGCCGCCCAGCAAGAAGCGCCGCCCGCCGCCGCCGCGGUGCCACAGGAGCUGCUGUCCGAGGAUGACGCCGAAGAGCUGGACCCGGUGGUGCUGUCUACCGGCUGGAGCAGCCAAGGCAAGUUCCUGCACCAUUUUGCCCAGCAGGGGGCGCUGCGGCAGAGGAGACAGGCCGCCAAAGGCAAGCGCUCCCGGCCUCGGAGACCCAGCACCGUCUCAGCUGCGCACUACGAAGUGCAGCCGACCGAAGGACGGGCUGGGAUCCAGGCAGAUGCCGACGGGACCAUCCGCGGGUGGGUGGAAGCUAAACUCAACACGACGAGCCCCCUCCGUUACGACAGCAGCCGGGGCGAGUUCACGGUGGCCAAGAGGGGCCUGUAUUACCUGUACUGCCAGGUCCAUUUCAACGAAGGGAAGACGAUCUACAUGAAGCUGGACAUCAUGUUAGACGGAGAGCUGGCCCUGCGCUGCCUGGAGCAGUUCCCCCCCACCAGCUCGGGACCCCAGGACCCCGAACUUCGCGUCUGCCAGGUCUCCGGCCUGGUCCUGCUCCGGCCCGACGAGUCCAUCCGGGUCCGCACCAUUGCCAACGUCCGCCUCAAGGCUGACCGUUACCUCACCUACUUCGGUCUCUUCCAAGUCCACUGAGACGAAGGGCGCUGGGGAUCCGUCGAGAGGGAGGAGCUGGAUGGCGCGACUGCGCCCUUUGGGGAGCUGGAUGUGGGGGGUUCAGAGAAGAGGGGGGCAGGAGCCACUACGGACUCGAUUCUUGCAUUGCAGGGGGCUGGACUGGAUGACCCUCGGGGUCCCUUCCACUUCUACGGUUCUAGGACUCCCUGCAUUCAGUAUUGCGGCCUUCCCGGCUCCCAGGUGCACCAGAUCGGACCAGCGCCGAUGAUUCGUUCCCCCUCCGCUUCCAAUCUUGAACUUCCCGUUUUGGUCCCGCUAAAGACGCCUUGGUCCAUUUUUUUGUGGCGGGGAAAGGUUGCCAUGGCCCCUCCGUGUUCUUGCUCCGCUGCAGCCAGAAGCCGCCUUGCCACCCAAUCUCAGGCUUGGGAUCCCGUUGUGGGCCUCAGCCCUUGCGAUUUGUGAUUCCUGUGUUGCAUUGCAGGGGGUUGGACUGGAUGACCCUCGGGGCCCCUUCCAACAAUGAAAAACAGAAGCCACAAACCAAAAAGAGAGAGGAAGAAAAGAGGAACUGGGUCAUUUGCAUGGGCUCUCUAGACGGUUGCUGCAUUUCCUUCUGGGAAUUGUAUUUUUCGCUGCUACACUUCUGCCUCUGCCGGGAUCUGUGCCGUCCUAAAUUUACAACGCCUCAUGUUUCCUGCGUUAUUCUGCUUUGUUUUUCAUUUUGUUUCUUGAAAGCUGCUGGACAUUUGCCCGUGGGUUGGACUAGAUGACCCUCCCAGCCUCAGCCCGCCGCUGACAGCCCCCUCCUGCUUCAUGCCAAGCGCAGUAUAUAACACAAAAGUUUAGAGGCACAUCUUGUACAUAGAGACUGCAGUUCGGGUAGCAGCCAGCAGGAGGCGACAAAGACACCCACGGGAACAGGAAGCUUUGGUGGAUCCCGCCCAUUCCAGCCAGUUGAGGGCCAAUGGGAUUCAAAGACGCUUCCCAUUGGCCGCGGAGAGCAAAAGGG